AUGGAAAAAAUGCUCUUUCCUCUGAAGAGCCCUAGUGCCACAUGGCUGGGCCCCAGCUCCACUCCCUGGAUUGUGGAUUUCAUCCUCACCUCAGUGUGGAGCCUGGGGUUCCUCUUCCUAUUAGUCCCCUACCUCCCCAGUGACCCACCCUCACCCCUGCAUGGGAGGAAGAGGAGCAGCAGGAAGCAUCAAAGGAAGAGAUAGGGGAGGCCCAGGAGCAGGAAGAAGAUCCCAGCUCUGAAUUCUUGCAGAAUCCUCCUGAGGGAGCUGGAGGAGACUCAGGACCUGACCAACCUUCUGGAAAGCCACCUGAGAAAGCUCACUGGGGAGGGUGGCUCCCAUCUGCCCUUAGGUGGACCCCCGGGUGAUAUGUACAAACCAGCUCCUGCUAAGGCCCACCAGCCACAUAGGAAAUGGCAAGAUCCAUCUCCUGCUAGCUUGUCCCCAAGGACUCCCCCAGUUCCUCUGGCCUCCAACCUGUCACCAGGCACAAUGACCUUCUCAGAGCCUUUUGGACCACGCUCAACCCUGAGUGCCACCAGGCCUCCAGAGCCCCUGCUUCCCCUAAAAUGCCCUGCAGCCCGGCCACAUACUUUUCCUCCUUCACCACAGCCCCAUGUUCCCAUGGCCUCCUCUCCACUGCCACCCGAACACAGCCUGGCUGGACUUCAGUGUGGCUCCACAAUACGCCCUGUACCCCAGAGCUCCCCUCUACACAACCAGGGGCCACCUUCUCCAACCAGGGUGAUCUCUGGCCUUGGGUGCUCCAGCGGUCCCAUCCGGGACCUCUCCCGCUGGAGGGAGGCUGCCACCACCUGGGGCCUCUCCACCUGCUCACAGGGCAAAUCCCAGCAACAGCAUCUUCCCAACCACCCCCCAGAGGCUUCCUUCUGGGGAGACCCCACAUCCAGGCAGAUGGAGGCAGGUGGCCGCACAUUCUUCCAUCCCAACGUGCAGAAGCUGCUGGAGACCAUCACCAAGAGAGCAGUGAUGAAGAUGUGGCAGGAGAAAGAAUGGGGGUGGGCAGACUGCCCGCAGAUGACAUCACUGGGGAAGGAGUGGGACAUCAUGACUCUAAAUCCCUUCUGGAACAUGGCAAACCUACCACAGAAGCUGCCCCAUCCUCAGCAGGUCUCUGACGCCACGGCCAUGUGGGACCACUUAGAGCAGAAAUGCAGUCAUCUCUUCUGGGAUCUCCCCUCUUUCAAUAGCGAGUCCCUGGUGGCCAGGGCCUGGGUUUCUAGGAACAUUUCCUCACAGAAUGAGCACUCUGUACCAUUGGAUAAAGCCUCCACUUCCCUUCCAGGUGAAACUGAGGUUGAGACACCCUCACAGCUUUCUCAGGCACGGCCCCAGCCCCACCACGUGGCCCAGCCCCAACCUUUCACUCCAACCUGGCCUCAGUCCCAGCCCCCGCCUCUGGCUGGGAUCCAGACACAGGGGAAAAUCUCAACCCCUGUCCCAAGCCUGCCGUGCUCUUCUCCACUCCAGAUUAGGGUCUGUGGAACAUCUUGCCCUACAUCCCAGGAGAGGGCACAGUCUGUCAUCCCCACUGGAAAGAAGUAUCUUAAGUGGCCCUUGCAGAAAUGACCAAAGUGGAAGAGGGUUUUGCCCACUCUCCUCAAAAAGUCUCAGGCUGUCCUGAGCCAGCCCACUUCCCACCUUCCCCAGGAGAGGCCAGCCUCCCAGAACCCUAAGUCAGCCCCCAUCCUUCCCGGGAUUGCCACCAGCCCUGAGCUCCCAGAGCACCGGUGGCAAGGAAGGAGUGCCAUCCACCAGGAGCAGUCGUGGCCUCCCAGCAGAUUCAAGGCACCUGGAGACCUGCUGCAGCCUAAGGGGGAAUUCCCAGGGAGGCCCCAGAGUCAGGCAGAAGACACGCAGGGGGCCCUCUUGCCCUCCCGGGAUUCUGAAUUUGUAGGAAAGGGCACAAAGGAUGUGCAGAAGGCAGGGCUCAGGAGCUCUGGAAGGUUCUCUGGGAAGGGGUGCUUAGGGUCCAAACUAGAGCCAGAACCGGAUCAAGGCUCAGGAAGGACUUCAGUGAAGGUUCUGGAGAAAGACAAGGAGGAAGCAGAAGGUGAUUUCAGGAGGCCCUGGAAGUACCAAUCAGUAAGUUCUGCACCAAGGGACCCAGAAAAGCAGCAUCUGGAAAACAAGCCACAGGUCCAUCUGGACAGGAAGUUGGGGGAGAUCAAGGAGGGCUGGAUCCCUGGGUCUGUGCAUAGCUCCUAAUUCAUGGCCACAUGCAUUCCCAAGUCUGACACCCACAGGAAAUCGAGAAAGGUGACAUCCUGGAGGGGUGGGAAAGCCCACGUGAACACCUCCCAGGAGCUGUCCUUCCUCCAUCCCUGCACCCAGCAGAUGCUGGAAGCACAUCUUUUCAAGUUCUGUGUGAGGCACAGGUGGGGUCCAGAUCUUCAGUCCUUGGAGCCCAUCAAUGUCUAGUUAGGGGAGGCUCAGCCUCCACCCCUCCCACACUCCACCAUUCUCCCAUGGGCCUCCUGGGAAUCUCUGGCUGAAUCUGUAGCCAAGGUUGCCAUUUUAUCGGGAAAACCUCCCCAGAAUGGUCCAGGAGACAAUAGAACAACAAGCAAGUCAGCCCCCACCAUGAGUGGCCCUGUCCCUGCCCCACCAACUGAGCAGGAGGAAGUCCAGAGGGUCCCAAGAGGGUCCCAGUCAGCUGACACCCAUGAGCAAUCAGAGGCCUCUCUGACUGGACAGGAGGGCACAUCUUCUCAGUCCCCCAUGUGCAACCUUGUAGGCAGAACCUGGCAGAGAGGGACUGUCCUGGGGUCUGGGAAACCCAGACUCGAGGGGAGUGUGGGUUCUGAAAUGGCUGGGAAUGAGGCAUGGCUUGAGACUGAGAGCAUGUCCCCAGGAGACCCCUGUCAUAGCAGAGCCCUGCAAGAGCUCAGCAUGGGGUCCCAGUGGGCAAGGGCCAGAGAUGCCCUGGAGGCACUGGAGGCCAAGGAGGAAAAGCCCCCUGAUUGGAAAGUCACCUUGGGAGCCAGUGUGAGGGCAAGAUCAGGAAGUGUUCAGGUGGAUCUGAGGAGCACAGGGACUCUGGGGACCACUAGUAACCCCUCAGUGUCUACAAUCUGUGUUGCUCAGGAUCCAGGGCAGCUGUGCCUGAAAGCACAGGUGGUCAGUGAGAUUGCGCUCAUAGUGCAGGUGGACUCAGAGGAGCAGCUGCCAGGCCGUGUUUCCAGCAUCCUCCUCCAGGAGGGCGCCACAGGCCUGUGCCUUCCAGGCCGCCAUGUGGACAUGCUCCCAGCCACAUACAGGCCACCCACUUAGGCCCCUCUGUCCACCUCCCAGAGUGUGCUCAGUAGGAGGAACACGACAGCUUCCCAGGGGCCAUGUGCCCUCCUAUGGAAGGGAGGGGACAGACUGGGGCAGCAGGAGCCUGGGAGCCCAAAAGCGAAGGCCCCACAGAAGAGUCAGAAGACGCUGGGCUCUUUGGACAAGGGCAAGGCCCACAGGAGGCCCAGACCAGGGGAGCAGGGACACAGGUCCAAAGGACCCAGGACCUCCCAAGCCAGUGGGAGGAGCCACCCUGCCCACGCGAGGGAAAUAGGAGACAAACAAGAAAGGAAAUACAAUCAGCCUCAGCCAGAGAAGGGACAGGCACCACCAGAAAGCAACUUCCAGAGAAAGAUCAGUCACCGUCCACAGGGUCUACAUUCCAGGAAAAGGGGCUCAGGGCAGGAAGACGUCCUGCAGAAAGGCAAGCCUGCAGAUGCUGUCCAGAGCUGGGGGUCUGGCCCAGCAAGGUUGUUUAUGGACAGCAUGGCUGAUGAAGCCCAGACCAUCAUCAGAGUUAUGGGGCAAAUCCUGGUGGACAAACUGGGGAUUCAGCAGGGACGUGGUCCCUCAGAGGUCAGUUGCCACAAAGGCAACCUCCACGCCCAGGAGAAUGUGCCUUCCUGCUGCCACAGGAGUCACUACUACCAGGAACAUAGCAGAGAGAUGGGGCUGGUCUGCAGCCCCAAAGCCACCCCCAAGGGCCACAGAUGUCCUGUCAAAAACAAGGGCAUCAGAGACAGCAGUUGGGCCCCACCUCCCAGGGAGCUUGUGUCCCCAGCUGGUCCCCACCACCACAGGCCAUGAGUGGCAAGCACCUCGGAGCCCCAUCCACAGCUGCAGGAACUGAGGUCUACACAGAGGUGUCUUGCCUCCUGA
Messenger RNA from Gorilla gorilla gorilla (western lowland gorilla), 4179 nucleotides. RefSeq names its product spermatogenesis-associated protein 31E1. Lineage: Eukaryota; Metazoa; Chordata; Mammalia; Primates; Hominidae. The record is from RefSeq and is a predicted model, not a curated record.